CUCUCUCUCUCUCUCUCUGCAACACACAACACUCUCUCUCUCUUUCUUUCUUCUCACUCCUUGAUGUGAUUCUCCACCAUAAGCCUAUCAACCUUUACAAAAGAGAGAAAGAUCAAGAAGCACCAUGGUUUUCCCAUCCAUUCCGGUCUAUCUAGAUCCCCACAAUUGGAUACAGCAGCAACCGGCUAGAGGUGGGAGCAGCGGCGAGAAUAAUCUACUGCUGACGCCUGUGCCGCCGCCUCUGGCAGUUGGAGGCGGCGGCAUGGGCACCGGCUCCCCCUCGAUCAGGCCUGGUUCCAUGGCGGAGCGAGCCAGGCUUGCAAAGGCACCGCAGACUGAGGCGCCACUUAAAUGCCCUAGAUGUGAGUCCAUAAACACCAAGUUCUGCUACUUCAACAACUACAGCCUCUCUCAGCCCCGCCACUUCUGCAAGACGUGCCGGCGGUACUGGACUAGGGGCGGCGCGCUGAGGAACGUGCCGGUGGGAGGAGGUUGCCGGAGGAACAAGAGAAGGAAAGGAAGCAGAUCCAAAUCUCCGGCCACCUCAGAUCACCAAGCUGGCACGAGCUCCGCGGCUGCAGUCACCUCCGCCGGUCUCUGCACCACUGAUAUGUUAGGGAAUUUCCUCCCUCCGCCAGAACAGCUGCCUUUCUUGCACUCCUUACCUCACCUCAGAGGCUAUGGCAGCUCCGGCAUCGGCCUGAAUUUCUCAGGAAUUCAGCCACCAGUGGCGGCGAUCGGUGAUAUCAAUGGUGAGCAGUGGAAGCUGCAACAAGUUCAGAACUUUCCCUUCUUGACAGGCUUAGAAUUACCAUCUGAGAUAUACCCAUUUGAGACCGAAGCCGCUUCGGGUCAGCUUGGAUCAAAGCCGUUAGAAUCUGGAGUAAUUCAGUCAACUGAGGUGAAAACCGAAGAAAAUCAAGGCUUGAACAUGUCAAGGUACUUUCUGGGGCACCCUGCAAGUGAUCAGUAUUGGGUUGGUGGCAGUGCAUGGACUGAUCUCUCUGGUUUCACUUCUUCUUCCGCCAGCCAUCUUUUGUAAUUGAUCUCUCUCCGUUCAACAUCUUCUAAAACCCUAGCCAAUCUUAAACGUUUACGAGUUGUGUAAUUGAAAACAAAAAGAAGUGCCGUAACUUGCAACCAUCGGGUCCUCCCAAGAGUUGCUUCGAAACCUAGAUCCAAAUAAAGGUAGGCAUAGUUUUGAAUUCAAUUGCUUCGUUUAUUGUAUUUUAUGGGUAUAUCUCGAGACUCUUGUGUAUGCGUUCAUUGAGUUCUAUAUCUAACAGGAAUGCCUUCAGCUGUAUCUACUGAAUCCACUGAUAAUUUCCAUUA
This is a messenger RNA of Diospyros lotus (date-plum), 1332 nucleotides long. RefSeq names its product dof zinc finger protein DOF3.6. The record is from RefSeq and is a predicted model, not a curated record. Gene Ontology annotation, biological process: regulation of DNA-templated transcription. The coding region runs from base 125 to 1042 and encodes 305 amino acids. NCBI's taxonomy places the organism in Eukaryota, Viridiplantae, Streptophyta, Magnoliopsida, Ericales, Ebenaceae. The transcript is spliced from 2 exons. Gene Ontology annotation, molecular function: DNA binding; DNA-binding transcription factor activity.